GUUAUUGAUUUUCAGUUCAGAAGCAACUUUCAUUCAGUGAAUACAAUCAAGCGAUUGUAAAUAAAACAUAAAUUAGUCAUUAUUAUUUUAGUAUAGUAUUAUUAAGACAGUUUAAGAUGGCAACAGCAAGUGGUAGCAGUAAAGGUUCGCCAGAAGAGCGCCGUAUUUGGAUUGGAAAUUUAGACCCAAGAUUGUCCGAGUAUCAACUCCUUAAAAUCGUGCAAAAAUGCGGUCCAAUUGAAAAGUUCGACAUGCUCUUCCAUAAAAGUGGCCCUUUGGUAGGGCAAUCGCGUGGUUAUGCAUUUGUAACGUUUUUAACAACUGAUGGUGCUAGAAUUGCUUUACGGAAACUAAAUGGUACACCAGUUGUGAAUCGUCCAAUCGCUGUGCGCUUGGCCAAAAAUGUUAAUUAUGAUGAAUUAGAAAAACCAAAACCGCGCAUUGAAAUACCUGCAUUAGGCACCACCAAACGAGAGGGUAAAAUCAGCACAGAAGAAGCUAUACGUGCAAUUGAGGCCAAACUUAAAUUUUUAGAGAAAAACACAGAUUUAGAAAUGGAAAUUAAUACAAUAGCUGGUAGCACAAAUGGUGUGCCACCUGUACCAUUUAUACAGCGAUAUCAAUUUAAUAAAGAUCGUGAUGCCAACAACAGCCAUCAACGCUCCGGACGUCUACAUACAAAAUCAAAUUCCGGUCCAUAUAAUCGUAAUCAUAGACCCAGACGUAGAUAGACUCUCAGAGUAUACUUGCAA
This is a messenger RNA of Teleopsis dalmanni, 752 nucleotides long. Its product is annotated as probable RNA-binding protein 18. The transcript is spliced from 5 exons. The coding region runs from base 117 to 731 and encodes 204 amino acids. Lineage: Eukaryota; Metazoa; Arthropoda; Insecta; Diptera; Diopsidae. Gene Ontology annotation, molecular function: RNA binding. The record is from RefSeq and is a predicted model, not a curated record.